AUGACUGUUCAACUCAAAUAUCUUCUUGUUGAAAAUUUCGAAUGGCUUCUCGAUGUUGUUCAAUAUGCAUCUGAUCGAUUUAAAAAAACCGUAUUGAGUACUGUUCAAUAUGCUGAAUUUGGUAUUGCCAGUUGUCAUCGUGGUUCAAAUGAAUCAAUUUCUGUUGGCAAAAAUCUUCUACCUUUUCUUAUCACUUAUAUGCCUCAUUUAUAUAGAUUGCGUCUUUGGAGACCAGAUGAUUUUCCUUGGACAUCUAUUCGACCAGAUUUCAAAUCAAAAUAUCACUACACAGUUUUGCUUGCACAGUGGCUUGAUUCUCUAUUAACUCCUCAAUCAAUAGCUAAACAUGUUACUAUAUUUCAACAAAAUCUUUGUCAAUUAGUUGAAGAGUUAAAAGAAUUUUGUUUUCUUGAUAUUUAUGGCAAAAUUAAUUGUGAAAAAGUCGAAUCUUAUCGUUCUAUGGUUACAACGUCUUUUCCUAAUAGUCAAAUUUAUAUUGAUAUAUCAAGAUUCCGUCUUUGGAUUUAG
Messenger RNA from Rotaria sordida, 528 nucleotides. NCBI's taxonomy places the organism in Eukaryota, Metazoa, Rotifera, Eurotatoria, Philodinida, Philodinidae. The record is from the annotation of a GenBank genome assembly.